UCAUAGAAGAAAAUGUUGUGAGACAAGCUUUAUAAAUUUAAUGAUGGAGGAAAUGUUUAACCACAGCGGAGCGCUCAACCGAAGUUCAGUGCUCGAAGACAUCGACGUGAGCGCGGAUGGCACCCCCAUCCUGAGGAUACUCAUAUCGGUUGUGUACUCUGUAGUUUGCGCGGUGGGUUUAGUGGGCAACCUCCUCGUCUUUUUUCUAAUGAGGUUACGACAAGGUCGAAAGAGAUCCACUAUUAAUGUUUUCAUCAUCAACUUGGCAGUGACGGACUUCCAGUUUGUUCUCACUCUGCCCUUCUGGGCUGUGGACACCGCGCUGGACUUCAGCUGGCCGUUCGGAGACGCCAUGUGCAAGAUCGUCCUUUCGGUCACCGUGAUGAACAUGUACGCCAGCGUGUUUUUCCUCACCGCCAUGAGCGUGACCCGCUACCUAGCCGUCGCCUCGGCUCUGAAGAAAAAAGCGCACAGGAGGUCACGGUGUGUGAAGUGGGUGUGCGCGGUGCUGUGGGUGGCGGCGACAGUUGCCACAGGUCCAACAGCUGUCUUCUCCACUGUGACUGUGGUGGCUGGCGAAAAACUCUGUCUCCUCAAGUUUCCCGAAGGACACGACUGGCUCGCCCUCUAUCACAUCCAGAAAAUCUUGAUCGCUUUCAUUAUCCCCAUGCUCAUUGUCUCCGUUAACUACCUGAUGCUGCUGCGCUUCGUCAGACUGAGGAGCAUGGACAGCAGCAACCCUAAACGGAGAUCUAGAGUCACCAAAUCUGUCGCUAUAGUUGUUUUGUCUUUCUUCUGCUGCUGGAUGCCAAAUCAUGCCAUCACCUUCUGGGGCGUGUUGGUCAAAUUUAACGCAGCAAACUGGGACACGUCGUAUUACAUGGUGCACACCUACGUGUUCCCGGUCACCGUGUGCUUGGCGCACGCAAACAGCUGCUUAAACCCAGUGCUUUACUGCCUGAUGAGGCCGGAGAUCAGGAAGAUGCUGAGCGCAUUGUUUUGGAAAGCCUCCACUCCGUCCUCCACGAAAGGUUGCGCCACGCGCUCCAUGACACAGGCAGAAACCCAGGGAGCCACGCCUCUCCAGAUUAUAGACAAUGCGGAGUACACGCUGUCCAUCAUAGACCGUAAGGGUUUAUCAGCCUCUAAAGUCCUCCCAUAUACUCGUUAACUGUAGCCUCGUGAUAAACAAGAAGACGCUUUGCGGUCCACCUGUAGCUGUUUUCAUUACGCGUGCGUAAAACGCUUUCGCAUCGGUCCCAGUCUAAGUGUUUGGAUGGGUUUGCAUCGCAGAUUCACACCGUGUGCGCUUUUUUUGCACCGCGACGCAGAAAGGCGCAGAGUGGUGUUUGUUUCACUGUGACAACUAAACUUUGGAUUUCUCCCAGUCUUGCUCUUCAGCUCGCGUUUCUCCUUGUCGUGAUUGUUAAAGACAAACAAGAAAUAACCGGGACGAGAGGGAGACACGGGACAGCAGAGAGAACGUCCUCGAGUGGAAAUCCAGCUGGGGACAUUAGGAUGGGAGGUCUGGGGGAUUUUAAUUGUAUUUUUUUGUAUUUUUCAAUUUCAGUGGUUUUGCUCGUGUUAGCUACCAUGAUUUAAUUAAAAAAAAAGAUGCCAUGUCCAUCAGUCCUGAGACAUCUCUUAAAGGACUUACGUGUACUGUACAAUGAGCAUGCAGU
Molecule: messenger RNA, 1682 nt
Organism: Pelmatolapia mariae (spotted tilapia)
Lineage: Eukaryota; Metazoa; Chordata; Actinopteri; Cichliformes; Cichlidae
Gene: rxfp3.3a2
Product: relaxin family peptide receptor 3.3a2
Exons: 1
Coding region: 41-1171 (376 amino acids)
Biological process (GO): calcium-mediated signaling; immune response; positive regulation of cytosolic calcium ion concentration
Cellular component (GO): membrane; external side of plasma membrane
Molecular function (GO): C-C chemokine receptor activity; C-C chemokine binding
Source: RefSeq, a predicted model, not a curated record